Messenger RNA from Prunus mume (Japanese apricot), 1169 nucleotides. RefSeq lists its product as uncharacterized. The record is from RefSeq and is a predicted model, not a curated record. Lineage: Eukaryota; Viridiplantae; Streptophyta; Magnoliopsida; Rosales; Rosaceae.
UUGGAUUGGAUUGGAUUAUGAGCUAAAGUUGGAUUGAGAUGGAUUGGAUUAUGAGGAGAUGGAUUACAAUUGCAAGGUUGUUGCCUUCUUGCACUUAAAGUUCGAAUCCCCUCACUGUAGAUGAGAUUAAUUAUAAAAUAGAAUAAAAACUUUAUUUGUGUUUGACGCUGAAAUUGGAUUGGGUUAAGGUAAAGUUGGAUUUCAAAGAUCUCUCCUUUCACCCAAUUCGAAUUCCAAACCGGAGUUAAUUUUCCAAAAGAAACAAAGGUAACCUCGUAGGGAAGAGCGCCUGGCUUUGAGCACAGUGUGAUCAACAAAUAAAAGGGCAGAAGAUUCAAACUUUCUUCCGAACCAAACGCCACAAUAUUUCUUCGAAACUCCAAAUGGACGACAAUGACCCGUGGUUAGCCCCAGACAAGCUUCACCAUGUUCUCUUCUGCUUCUCUUUCACCCUCCUCUUCUCCACAUUAGCCGCUCGAACCCGGUAUCCGUUUCUACGUCGUCACUCUAUUCGGGUCGGAUCCAUUCUCUCUCUCUUAGCCGGCGCAGCCAAGGAGUUCGCUGACGAGCUCGGGUUCUUCAGGUCCGCCGGAGCCUCCGCUAAAGACGCCGCCGCCGAUAUCCUCGGCGUCCUGAUCGGUUCCAUUGUGUUAUAUUUGAUUAAGUACACGACACGACCCGAGAAUGAGACGGGUCGAAUCAAAGAGGUUUCGAUGGUCUGAUCGGGCUUUUGGGUCAGUAUGGUUAAUGGGGUUGUCUGGUUUUUGAGGAACAUUGGUGGGUUUGGGUUAGUCGGGGUGGUUGAAGAAGAGGAGCUUGUUUGGAUGGUAAGAGAGUGUGGGAAAAGGCAAGAAAGUGGAGAUUUUGAGUUUGGGAUUGGGAGAAAUUAAGAAGCUUCCACUCAAGUGAGGCAGAAGUUAGGAAAAAAAAAAGAGGCAUUUCGCAAUCAUUCAAGCAAUUGGUUAACUUUAGGUCUGAUGAUAAUGUUGAUCGGUCAUCUUCUGAAGCUCCUUGUUGAAGGCUUUUCAAUAUGGUCACCAUCUUCCUCGGGCAGCUUGACAGCUGUAUAGGUUCCCGCCCCAAAGAGUGCCCCGAGAAAUGGUGCAGUGAGGUAGACCCAUAUGGCUUUGUAGUUGUUUGCAGCUAUGGCUGGCCCUAAUGUUCUCACU